UUAGAUUCACUACAGCUGUUUGAACAGAACCAGGACGUCCGAUGGAAACGUUUCUUCAACACUUAGAUGUGAGUCAUUAAGGUGGAACUGAAGGAAGAACAAACCAGCAGGACAGAAUGGACGGGACAGACAGUCCUGCAACCAAGCAGCGAAAAGGAAAGAGGAUGUUUGGUUUGAAGGUGAAGAAGAAGAAGAAAAAGGUGAACACAGACCUGGUCCUGGAAAACCCAGGAGCUCAGGGCAGUGAGAUGGAAGGUCCGACUGAAGAAUCUGCCCUAAUGGAUGAAGAAAACGCAGAAGAACAACUGGAAACGACACCAGCAAGAAUCAGAACCAAAGACAACACCAACAGAUCCAGACUGAAAACCAGGAUCCAGGACAGUGAAGGGAAACCUCAGAGCUUCCAGAUUGCCAUUAACAUCACUGAGGCGCGUCAGUUGGUCGGAGAAAACAUCGACCCCAGUGUUGUCAUCGAGAUCGGAGAUGAGAAGAAACAGACAUCAGUGAAAGAGGCGACCAACGCUCCCUUUUACAACGAGUAUUUCGUGUUUGAUUUUUUCGCCCACAAAGAAAUCUUCUUCGACAAAGUCAUCAAACUGACGGUGAUCCACUCGAAGCUACUGAAGAGUUUCAAUAUCGGCUCGUUUAAGCUCGAUGCGUGGACCGUCUACAAACAACCAGGUCACCAGUUCAUCAAUAAAUGGGCAACGCUGACCAAUCCCAGCGACAUCGGCACCGGGGUCAAAGGGUUCGUCAAGUGCGACAUCAGCAUCUCAGCAAAAGGCGACGCCGUCCAACCAGGAGCGAAAGCCAGCGACGCCGACGAGCAGAUCGAUAAGAACCUGCUGAUACCAGAAGGUUUCCCCUCAGAACGACCCUGGGCUCGGUUCUGUGUGAAGGUGUACCGAGCUGAAGGCCUUCCUCGGAACAACUCCAGCAUCAUGGCCAACGUCACCAAGGCCUUCAUCGGAGACAACACGGCGCUCAUCGACCCAUACGUAGUGGUCAGCUUCUUCAAACAAGUGGGUCGUACGUCCACACAGAAGUCCACAGCAGACCCCGUAUGGAACGAACAGAUCAUCUUCACUGAGAUGUUUCCUCCUCUGUGUCAGAGAAUGAAGAUCCAGAUCUGGGAUGAAGGAAGCAUGAGUGACGUUGCCAUAGGAACCCAUUACUUUGACCUCAGACGCAUCUCCAACGAACAGGACGGCGACAGAGGGUUUCUGCCAACCUUCGGUCCGGCUUGGAUUAACCUGUAUGGAUCUGCCAGAAACUAUUCUCUAGGAGACGACUCAGUGGAGCUGAAUGAGGGCAUCGGAGAGGGCGUGUCCUACAGGGGGCGGGUCUACAUGGAGCUGACGGUGGAGAUCCUGUCAGGGGGGAUGGGUACAGAGUCCAAACUCCGACUGAUCAAACCGAACAAGGAUGCCAAAGCCAAAGCAGGAGGAGGGAAGGACGGUAAAGCUCCGGCAGGAGGAGGAGGAUCUGGAGCAGCCGCAGGAGGAACAGCUGAUGACGACAAAGGGAAGGGGGCGGCGGAGGUCCAGCCUGUAGACCCGCCCCCUGAGAUAAAAAACAAUGAGAACUUCAUGUUGUUUGGAUCGUUAUUUGAGGCCACCAUGAUCGACAGGAAGAUCGGAGACAAGCCAAUCAGCUUCGAGUUCUCCAUGGGUAACUAUGGUAACAUCUUUGAGCCGUCCGUGGCGCCGACCCAACCCAUCCCCAGUCCCAGUAUCAGCCGCCGGAUCAUCGGACUCAACUUCCCCGACAGCAGCGACUGGUCAGGCUCCACCCCCCCGAGCCCGUCGUCGCCCCUCCUGUCCAGAGAGGACGUGACGCUCAACUCCAAGUCCACCACGCCUCCAGAGAAACCGGUCAUCGUAGAAGGAAACAGGUUCUACAUGUACCUGCCCUUGGACAGAUAUAAACCCUGUGUUACUGUCCAGAGUCAGUGGGAGAACAGAACCUACAGACUCUACAACUCCAACAUCCUGGAGAACAUAGUCAACCUGUUCGAGGAGGGUUUGUCCAGCGUCGCUGAGCUCCAUAAGAAGUCAGACCCGGGGGCGGAGCUUCUGCUGAAAACUGUCCUCCGAGAGUUCUGUAUGGACGCCAGAGGAUUCAUCACCACAGCUGAGGCCAAACUGAAGGCGGAGCAUAAAUCCACCAACCUGACGCCACUGGACAAGAAACGACUGACCAUGUGCAAACAGGAACUGGAGAGUAUGAUUGGAGAGGCCAGGCAUGUGGCUGAGAGGAGGAGAAAAAGCAGCGGCGUGAAGGAAAUGUUACAGGAUGCAACGAAACUCAUCCACAAACUGCGUUUUCUGGUGGUGGAGCCUCAGCACACGGUACCAGAUGUGUUCGUUUGGUUGUUGAGCAACAACAAACGAGUCGCCUACGCCCGAGUCCGGGCCCGAGACCUGCUGUUCUCCACCAAUCAGGAGGCUCGAGGAGUCAACUGUGGAAAGAUCAUAACGCUGUUCCUGAAGCCUCCAGGGAAGCGCGUGACGGGUUUGUCCGUGCAGGCGAAGAUCGACGUUUACCUUUGGUUGGGGGUGUGGCCAGAUGCCGGUCACAUGUUGGACGACCUGCCUGCAGGUUUCAGUCCAACCACAGGAGACGCCGACCCCAGCAACCCGGCAUCGCACCUGCUCGGAUCAGACCAGCAUCAGUUCCAGUUGCGGUGUCACAUGUAUCAGGCUCGUGGUCUGAUCGCCGCCGACAACUCGGGCCUGUCCGACCCGUUCGCCCGGGUCACCUGCCUGUCUCACAGCCAGACCACCAACGUGAUCAGUCAGACUCUGAGUCCGACCUGGAACCAGUGUUUGCCGAUCCGUCUGCUGUUAACCGGAGACCUGCAACACAUCCAGAAGGAUCCGCCACGAGUCGUUAUCGAGGUGUACGACGAUGACGCUCUGGGUAAAGCUGAGUAUCUCGGGUCCACGGUGGCGGUCCCAGAGGUCCGACUGACCUCUGACCCCUACAGUCCUUCUACACUGAAGUACAGCCCACUGCACUGUGGGAGUCAGAGUGGAGGAGACCUGCUGGCAGCGUUCGAGCUCCUGGAGAUCCCGGUGUCUGGAGUUUGGGCUCUGCCGCCUCUAGAAGAACGAGAGGGAGGGUUUUACACGGUUCCGUCCAACAUCAGACCGGUCCUCAGCACCUACAGACUGGAGGUUUUAUUCUGGGGUCUCCGGGAGUUGAAGAAGGUUCAGCUCCUGUCUGUGGAUCGUCCACAGGUCUUCAUCGAAUGUGCUGGUAAAACCCUGCGUUCGUCCGUCAUCCAGAAGUAUAAAUCCAACCCCAACUUCACUACGUUGGUGGACGACAUUGAGCUGGAACUACCGGAGAACGAACACCUCCACCCUCCACUCAGCAUCACUGUGGUGGACUGGCGAGCCUUCGGUCGGAGUACGCUGGUGGGAAACCACAUCAUCAACAACCUCAAGGCCUUCACGUACACCCCACCCCCACUUCCUCCUGCACCCACUCCCAAACCUACCACCUCCAAAGCCACGCACUUCCCCGGAUCGGAACCCAUGCCUGAGACCCAGAGUCCAGAGGGCCCGUCCCAACCCAAGGGAGAACCCAGUUCCUCGGUUGGACCAGCAAAUCAGGACUUUCUCAUCACGAUGGAGGAGGAGCCUCUGCCUCCGGCCCCGCCCACCAAGAAACGAGAGGCCAAGAAGAAAAAGGAGACGUUGGGGAGGAGCAGUCAUGGACGUUCUACCAAGAGGAGGAGGAGGACGAUCGCAGAUGAAUCUGCAGAGUGUGUCAUCGACUGGUGGUCCAAAUACUACGCAUCUGUAGAGAAGCAGAACAGACAGAGGGAGGGAUCGCAGCUCGCCCCCAUAUUUGAAAACAUUUCGACGUACCAAAGCCUGCUCGGAGAUGGAAUAGACUCCCUGGCCAACAGCCUGGGAGACAAGAAGCUGAAAGGAAAAGCCAUCAUGGGUCCAAACCUGACGAAACUCGCCACGUUACAGCUGUACAACCGCGAGCUAGAGACAGAGUUUGGUCCUUUUGACGACUGGGUCAAUACAUUUGAGUUGUACCGAGGGAAGGCCAACGAGGAAGAAGGAACAAGUGACGAGAGGUUUGUCGGAAAAUUUAAGGGUCGCUUUUGUCUCUACAAACUGUCUGAGGACGAGGCUGAGGACUGGGAUGAUCUUGCAGAUGCUGGACUGUGCAGAGUCAGCAGAGGAAUCCCCCCAAACAAUCCCACCCAAGUCCUCAUUCGUGUUUACGUCGUCUCUGCGAUCAAUCUGCACCCUGCUGACCCCGAUGGGAAGGCAGACCCUUACAUCGUCCUCCGUCUAGGCAAGAAAGAAAUCCGAGACAGAGACAACUACAUCCCCAAACAGCUGAACCCUGUGUUUGGAAGAUCGUUUGAGAUCCAGGCCAAGUUCCCCCAGGAGUCUCUGCUGUCAGUGCUGAUCUACGACUACGACCUGGUGGGAGGCGAUGACCUGAUCGGAGAGACUCGCAUCGACCUGGAGAACAGAUUUUACAGCAGACAUAGAGCGACCUGUGGACUCCCCACCGAGUACAGUCUUGAAGGUUACAACGCCUGGAGGGACUGUUUGAAGCCAUCGGAGCUACUGUCCAAGAGGUGCAGAGAAAAUGGUCUGGACGGUCCUCACUUCAGUCCAGGACGCAUCACGGUGGCGGACAAAGUUUUCACAGGGAAGACGGUCUUCAUGCAUGAAGAUGAACCGGUCGAGUCCUACGAGCAUUUGUCUUUGAAGAUCCUUCAUCGCUGGGCAGAGAUCCCGGCCGUGGGAUGUAAACUGGUCCCUGAACACAUCGAGACCAGGAGUCUGUACAACAAGGCCAGACCGGGCUUGGAUCAGGGUCAGGUCCAGAUGUGGGUCGACAUGUUCCCCAUGGACCUGCCUCAUCCUGGACCUGCUGUCGACAUUUCACCACGUAAACCUAAAGGGUAUGAGCUGCGAAUCAUCAUCUGGAACACGGAGGAUGUCGUUCUCGAGGACACUAACUUCCUCACGGGCCAACAGUCUAGUGAUAUCUACGUAAAAGGGUGGUUGAAAGGUUUAGAGGACGACCGACAGGAGACCGACGUCCACUACAACUCUCUGACCGGAGAAGGAAACUUCAACUGGCGCUUCGUCUUCCCCUUCAACUACAUGCCUGCAGAGAAGGUGGUCGUGGUGAAAAAACGAGAAAAUAUUUUCUCUCUGGACAAAACUGAGCAGAAGAUUCCUGCCAUUCUCAUCCUUCAGGUCUGGGAUUUUGAAACCCUGUCGUCCGAUGACUUCCUAGGUACAGUGGAGUUGGACCUCCAUGGUUUUCCACGGGGAGCUAAGACAGCGAAGUUGUGUAAAGUGGACAUGUUAACAGAUGGGACGGAGAGGAUCUCCAUCUUCCAACAGAAGAGAGCAAGAGGCUGGUGGCCUUUCAGCAAGAGUGGAGAGCAGACGGGAAAAGUGGAGGCAGAGUUUCACCUUGUGACAGGGGAGGAAGCAGAGAAAAAUCCCAUUGGCCGAGCUCGCAAGGAACCAGAACCGCUGCCGAAACCAAAUCGUCCAGAUACGUCCUUUUCCUGGUUCGUCAACCCAUUUAAGUGUUUCUUCCAUCUGGUGUGGCGGAGCUACAAGAAGUACAUCAUCCUGGCGCUGCUGCUGCUCAUCACCGUCCUCUUCCUCGUCCUCUUAUUCUACACUUUACCAGCAGCCAUUUCACAGAAGAUCGUCAAUGGGUAACACACAUGUACUGCAGAAGUGUCCUUUCACUUUGGACCUGGCACAUUUCUUCAAGAACUAUCAGAGGGUUGAAGGCGAUGACAAGAUUUAACCUUUAAGCUCUUUCUAAUAUACAAUUUAUCCACAAAGUCAGUGUUGUCAUUGGUAAUAGUCUGUUUAUUGAGGUCAUGCUACUUAAUGUAACACUGAAAUACAAGUAAGCACUUAGUUCACGACAAAGACCUACAGUAACACAAGGGAAACUGUCUCCAGAAAUCAAUAAAGUUAAUUUUGUUGUUAUUGGA
Messenger RNA from Sphaeramia orbicularis (orbiculate cardinalfish), 6010 nucleotides. It is a transcript of the gene fer1l6, whose product is annotated as fer-1 like family member 6. The record is from RefSeq and is a predicted model, not a curated record. The transcript is spliced from 46 exons. NCBI's taxonomy places the organism in Eukaryota, Metazoa, Chordata, Actinopteri, Kurtiformes, Apogonidae. Gene Ontology annotation, biological process: plasma membrane organization. Gene Ontology annotation, cellular component: membrane. The coding region runs from base 117 to 5726 and encodes 1869 amino acids.